Messenger RNA from Cryptomeria japonica (Japanese cedar), 4853 nucleotides. Its product is annotated as pentatricopeptide repeat-containing protein At3g24000, mitochondrial. Bases 380 to 3307 code for a protein of 975 amino acids. The record is from RefSeq and is a predicted model, not a curated record. The transcript is spliced from 2 exons. Gene Ontology annotation, biological process: RNA modification. Gene Ontology annotation, molecular function: RNA binding; zinc ion binding; protein binding. Lineage: Eukaryota; Viridiplantae; Streptophyta; Pinopsida; Cupressales; Cupressaceae.
ACAAUUGAUGGAAGGAAGACUGGAGACCAAAUAGAAAAAACUGAAGGGAAACAGCAGAGUUUUAUUGUAUCUGAUUGCUAUUGAAGCUAAUAAAAGAAAGAUUAUCAUCAUAUAAUUACAAUCCAUACUACCAAUCUUGACAACAGAACACAUUUUAAUUUGCACUGGCUAAAACUUAUCAUUCUUCUCAAUUAUGCGUGGCUAUCUGUGAGUGAUUGCACAUUGAAAGGCGAUUGCAAGGUAGAUUUUUUCCAAAUAGGCUAGUGGUGGGAUUUUUCUCCCUGAAUAAAUGACUGUCGGUAUUUUCAGAGAGCAAUGACUUCGGAUAUUAGCGGUUCUUAACUUCUAAUCAAUGUUAGUUCAAUCUUGUUGAAUUGUUAUGGUACUCCCAAAUGCAUCGCUACUUCCGAGGCAUCUCUCAAUAGGUGCGCAAAUACAGCAUACCUAUGCUCAGAGGCAGCAGAAGAUGAAGAACAAAACCCAGGUGUCUGCAAGAAUUGGGGACAGCGUCUCUAGUAUCACCAGAGCUGCUGUUGUUGGAGGCUCAAAAGAAUUGGCAUUGGAUUCUUCCAGUGUUGUUGAAAAUUUGAAAACGCUUCAUAGACAAGGAAACCUGCAAAAAGCUACUCAGGUGUUGAGUCUGAUGGAUCUACAUGGAGUUCAGGUGAGUUCUGAUACUUAUUCUAGAUUACUACAAGCUUGUGCCAAGAGAAAGGCUAUUGAAGAGGGUGAAGUUAUCCAUGCCCACAUAUUGAAAACUGCUUUUGAACCUACUGUGUAUUUGACAAACAACCUUCUUACCAUGUAUGUUAAUUGUGGGAGUAUUGAGAAUGCACGCAGAGUGUUUGACAAAAUGCCCCAACGAAAUGUUGUGUCAUGGACAGUUAUGAUAGCAGUCUAUGUACAGAAGUCAUAUUAUUGGCAGGCUUUGGAACUAUUCAAUCAGAUGAUAUUGGCUGGCACAGUUCCAGAUCAGUUUGUUUUAGCAUCUGUGCUGCGUGCAUGUGCAGAGAUGGGAGUCUUUAGUUUGGGGAAGCAGCUCCAUGGGUGUGUGCUUAAAAAGGGGUUUGGGUUGAAUGUUCGUGUGGGAAGUUCUCUUGUUUCUGUGUACGCAAAAUGUGGGAGUACAGAGGCUGCCCACAAAGUGUUUGAAGGUAUGCUUCAGCAGGAUGCGGUGUUAUGGAAUACAAUGAUUGCAGGAUAUGUCCAAAGUGGGCAGGCUGAGGAGGCCAUUGAACUAUUUUGCAAAGGAGUGAGAGAAAAAAUGGAAUUAAAUCAGUAUAUUUUCUCCACUGUUAUUAGAGCUUGUACUGAUCUUUCUGAUAUCGAGUUUGGCAAGCAAGUUCAUGCUCAAAUGAUUAAAUAUAGUUUAAACUCAGAUGUUUAUGCAGGAAGCGCUCUGAUUACCUUGUAUUGCACAUGCAAUAAUCUUGGGGAUGCCCACAAACUAUUCGUGAGACUGCACAAAUUAGACUUGGUAUCAUGGACAACAAUUAUUUCAGGAUAUGCUCAGAAUGGCUAUGGUGAGAAGGCCCUAGAACUCUUUUAUCAAUUGCAGAGAACAGGAAUGAAACCAGACGAGUUUAUCUGCGCAAGUAUUCUACAAGUAUGCUCUAACCUAAAACUAUUAGCAAAAGCCAGAGAGAUGCAUGCGUGCAUCAUGAAAUCUAAAUUUUGGAAUGGCAUAUCUGUGGGGAGUGCCCUCAUUACCGCCUAUGCAAAAUGUGAGAGAAUAGAAGAUGCCCAGCAAGUGUUUGAUAAAAUGUACGAGAGAAACAUGAUCUCUUGGACUGCUAUAAUUGCAGGAUAUAGCCAGCACGGCCUUUUUGAAGAAUGCCUCACACUGUUUUCCCAAAUGCAAUUAGCAGGGUUGAAACCAAACCUUUUUACCUUGACCUGUGUGCUUGACAGUUGUGCCUCUUCAACACAACUUGAACAUGGUCUAAUUAUUCAUGCUUAUAUUAUCAAAACGGGAUACGAAUCAGACAUUUCUAUGAAGAAUGCCCUUGUUUCCAUGUAUGGGGAAUGUGGGAACGUCAAGGAUGCAUACAAAGUCUUUAAUGAAAUUUGUGAACGCGAUGUCAUCUCCUGGACUGCAAUGAGUGCAGGGUAUAUACAUAAUGGAGAUGGUGAGGAAGCUCUUAAACUCUUUCGUGAAAUGCAGCAGACAGGAUUGAAGCCUAACCAGUUUACAUUCACAAGUGCCUUCACUGCAAUUUCCAACCUAAUGUCCCUCAACCAGGGAAAAGAACUCCAUGCCUAUGUCACCAGAAUUGGAUUUGAAUUUGAUGUCGCUGUUGGGAAUGCCCUUAUUACCAUGUAUGCAAAGUGUGGUAGCAUAAAUUAUGCAUGUGAAGUGUUCCACCGAAUGCCUCAACACGAUAUACUCUCUUGGAAUUCAAUGAUUGCAGGGUACGCACAGCAUGGAUAUGGAAAGAAGGCCCUUCAGUUAUUUGAACAAAUGCAAAAGACAGGCAUGAAGCCCAACCACAUUACUUUUAUUGGAGUUCUCUCUGCCUGCAGUCAUUCAGGUCUUGUUAAUGAAGGUGUUGACUUAUUUGAUUCGAUGAAUCAAGAACAUGUUAUAGUGCCAAGAGUGGAGCACUAUGUAUGCAUGGUUGAUCUUCUUGGCCGAGCAGGAUACCUGCAUGAGGCAGAGAACAUCAUUAAUACAAUGCCAUACAAACCUAAUGACUAUGUGUGGCGUAGCUUGCUCGGUUCCUGUAGAAUCCAUGGAAAUGAAGAGAUAGGAUUACAUGCAGCAGAAUGUCUUCUUGAGUUGCAGCCACAAGAUGAUGCAGCAUAUGUGUUGUUAUCAAAUAUCUAUGCUGCAGCUGGCAGGUGGGAUGAUGUAGCAAGAGUGAGAAAACUGAUGAAACAGAUGGGAGUGGAAAAGGAGCCUGGAUAUAGCUGGAUUAGAGUCAGAAACAAAGUGCAUGCAUUUGUUUCAAGAGACAAAUUACACCCUCUAAAGGAGAGGAUCUAUGCUAAGCUUGACAAGCUAAGUGAGCAAAUUAAGGAGGUGGGAUAUGUGCCUGACAUUAGCUGUGUGCUACAUAAUGUUGAUGAGGAUCAGAAAGAAUACUAUCUUCGAUACCAUAGUGAGAGGCUGACUAUUGCUUUUGGGCUUAUCAGCUUACCCUUUGGUAUGCCCAUACGGAUUUUCAAGAACCUCCGUGUCUGUGGGGAUUGUCAUACUGCCACUAAAUUGAUUUCUAAGGUUGUUGGUGUUGAAAUCAUUGUUAGGGAUACAACUAGGUUUCACCAUUUCAAGGAUGGUGUGUGCUCAUGUGGGGACUAUUGGUAAUGACAAGGAGUACCGUUUUUCACAUUGGUACUGCUGACAUGAUUAGGAUUUAUUGCGCUCUACAGCAAGGUGUGGCAUUUGGAUACUCAUGAUAUGUACCUCAUUCAAUCCACUAUGUGGGGACUAUUGGUAAUGAUGAGGAGUACCGUUUUUCACAUCGGUACUGCUGACAUGUUUAGGAACCAUUUUGCUCUACAGCAAGGUGUGGCACAUCGAUACUCAUGAUAUGUGCCUCAUUCAAUCCAGUAUUUAGGAUCAAGGGUAUUCUUCUCUAUUUGUGGCACUUGUUCCUCUAGUGUCCAUUCUCUCACGGAUUACAACCAAGUUAUUUUAAAAAUAUUCAGAAUUGUGUUUCGAUAUCAACAUCAGUACCCUGGAAGAAAAUUGAAAGUGACGUCGAGAAGGAAACUUGGAGCUGAAAAAAGGAUCCCCAAAGAUAUAAGAGUAAUCAUUUGAUUCCUAAGAAAAAUCUUAUGUUUAAGGGCACUGACUAUGUGCCUCAAGAACCAUACUUAUGAUAUGGUGUAAAGCUGGUAAUAAAAAAAUCCAAUGGCUGAUAAUUCAAUCAAGCAAUUAUCCGUGCCCUUAUCGAGGGGAAGAAACAGUUACAAUUACAACCAUUUAAUACAUGUAAUAAGUUAAAAUACUGAUUCAUGCAUGACAUUCUUAACCCCUUAUCUGUACAUACUAGAAAACAAAUACUGAUAAGUUGCGCUUCCAUUCCAUAGAGGAAACGCUUACUCUGUCCUUGUCUGGGUAUGGCUUUUACUUUUCCUUAAGAACUCUGGAGUAAAUAUUAUCUAAAGGCAAUAGAUGUUUCCCAUGGAGACCUCUGUAAUUCUUGAUAUUCCCAUCAAAUCCUUUGAACAAUCCUUAAUGCAUACAAAUGAUGAAGGACACCUGCUGAAUUUUGGUGUGAAAACCAAUGGAAAAGAUGCCUGUUGAUUAAAGCCUUGUUGAAAUGAUAUUUUGAUGACUUGAAAGCAUAGAGACUUCACAAAAUUGCACACUAGUAUCAAAAAAUGAAACCUAAGACAGAAACAGAAGGCACAGUUGCAACCAGAGAAAUUGAGUGCAAGGGUCAACCAAGGAUGCAAAUUGACUCUGAAAAAAAUGAAACCCAAGGUGUAGAUCGGGGUCCAAAAAGAGCCAAUGAAAUCUCAUGGAAGGCAUAUUUAUAUGAUUGAGAAACCCCUAAAAGUGGAGUAAAGCUUCAAACCAUCCAUUCUGCAAGUGGAUAUAAAAGGUCCCUGUCUAUCAAAGCUGUAAGAAUCAGAACAUGAAAUAUAACAUUAUGAGAAAACCCAUCUCUGCACAAGUACAACUGAAGCAACAGUGAGUGUCUACCAUCAAGGCGUGUUCACUGUCCAAAAACAGCAUAAUGGGAGGAAUGUUCAGUUUGAACUUCAGUUCUUCAGCAAUGAUAUGUUACUACCUUCUUUGUAAAAAUGUGUAUAGAUGAAUGCUUAUGUAUGCAAAAUUCUUAAUAAAGCUUAUGAAAUGCUACGCAUGUCCAGGAAAAUUUCCAACUUCAUCUGCAUUGAGG